Molecule: messenger RNA, 2715 nt
Organism: Sus scrofa (pig)
Lineage: Eukaryota; Metazoa; Chordata; Mammalia; Artiodactyla; Suidae
Gene: ACTBL2
Product: actin beta like 2
Source: RefSeq, a predicted model, not a curated record
AUAAAUACCUGUCAUCACAGCACAGGCUCCCCCUCCGAAGGCAGUUCUGAAGUGUUUUCAGCCUGUUCAUCCCUGUCUUGCACACCAGUCUGGUAUUUAUAUUUAGCUUCUGUUCACCCACCUGCAAGAUUCUGGCCAGCACCAUGACUGAUGAUGAGCUGUCUGCCUUGGUGGUGGAUAAUGGCUCAGGGAUGUGCAAGGCAGGCUUUGGUGGUGACGAUGCCCCCCGGGCUGUGUUCCCCUCCGUGGUAGGGCGUCCCCGGCACCAGGGCGUCAUGGUAGGCAUGGGCCAGAAGGACUGCUAUGUGGGGGAUGAAGCCCAGAGCAAGAGGGGCAUCCUGACCCUGAAGUAUCCCAUUGAGCAUGGAGUGGUCACCAACUGGGAUGACAUGGAGAAGAUCUGGCACCACACUUUCUACAAUGAGCUCCGUGUGGCACCAGAUGAGCACCCCAUCCUCCUCACCGAGGCCCCCCUCAACCCCAAGAUCAACCGAGAGAAAAUGACUCAGAUCAUGUUCGAGGCUUUCAACACACCUGCCAUGUAUGUGGCUAUCCAGGCUGUGUUAUCCCUCUAUGCCUCGGGCCGGACCACUGGCAUCGUGAUGGAUUCUGGGGAUGGGGUCACUCACACAGUGCCCAUCUAUGAAGGCUACGCCCUGCCCCAUGCCAUCCUCCGUCUGGACCUGGCUGGCAGAGACCUGACUGACUACCUCAUGAAGAUCCUGACGGAACGAGGCUACAACUUUACCACCACAGCCGAGCGGGAGAUUGUCCGCGAUGUCAAAGAGAAGCUGUGCUACGUGGCCCUGGACUUCGAACAAGAGAUGGUCGGUGCUGCUGCAUCCCCCUCACUCGAAAGAAGCUAUGAGCUUCCCGAUGGGCAGGUGAUCACCAUUGGGAAUGAACGCUUUCGAUGCCCUGAAGCCAUUUUCCAGCCUUCCUUUCUGGGCAUUGAGUCCAGCGGGAUCCAUGAGACAACCUUCAACUCUAUCACGAAGUGUGACGUGGAUAUUCGCAAGGACCUGUAUGCCAACACUGUGCUGUCUGGAGGCAGCACCAUGUACCCUGGCAUUGCUGACCGGAUGCAGAGGGAAAUCGUAGCCCUGGCACCCAGCACCAUGAAAAUCAAGAUCAUAGCUCCCCCAGAGCGCAAGUAUUCCGUUUGGAUCGGGGGCUCCAUCCUGGCCAGCCUGUCCACAUUCCAGCAGAUGUGGAUCAGUAAGCAGGAAUAUGAUGAGGCUGGUCCUCCCAUUGUCCACAGGAAAUGUUUCUGAAUGGGCUUCCAUGCUUGUGCCCUUACAUUUUCCUCAGUUUCUAGACCCUAGCAAUGGUACUGCUUUUAUCGACUUUCAGUUGAGGCAAGGUAAAUCAUUCAGUCUUGCUAGUGUACAAACCAGCAAACUCACCUCCAACUCAGCAUUGUGGGCUCCCACCCAGCUAACUGUAAUUUGACUUCUAUCAACUUAAGGAGAAUUCUGAGAUCCUAUUCUAUUUUCUUUACCUUUAUGGUUCAAGAAAUGUAGGCCUGCUUGAAUGAAAAUAAAUGACACAGAGUAAAAUGACAAAUGUGUUUUCAGUAUGGAUAACUAGAAUUUCCAAUCUUUAAAUAUUAGUUCUUGCUUAAAAUAUUUAACAACAAAUAGCAGGCUGUACCACCUUGUAAAAAAAAAGUGUAUGUAUUUAGCAAAUAUGUCUUAUUAGUUAGAAUUUUGGUUUUGUUUUACUUCUUUGUAUAAAUAAUAAUAUGGGUCAAUAACAUCCAUAUUUACAUAAGCACUAGGAAAAUAAAAUAUUCCAUCUUAAAAUAGUGAUAAAUCUGGCUAUCUGAAUAGCUAAUGUGAAUUUCUUAAUUUCUCAACAGUCACUAUUUUAGUAACUGUAUUUUCCUUUAUUAAAUAAGCAUAAUGAAAUAGCAGGAUUCCAAUACUGUUGUUUAUAAAGCAACUGCAUUUUCAGCUCCAAGUGGAGUUCUGCUUGUCAAACACCUAUUUUAAUGUCUAACUUACCAAACUUCAUUACACUUAUAACAGCAAAAGUACUACAGAUAAGGCCUAACUUUUAAAAUAAAAAGAGAUUGUGAUAUUAAUUAAUGUCAUUAUGUUAAGCUUGACAAGGAUAAUUUUAUUUCUAUUGCUUAGCAUAAUAAUGCACAUCUUGAAUAAUUUCUGUAGGCCAUGAUUUUGGAUAUUUCUCUUAUCAAGGACUUCACUGCCAGAAAAUAUAGCUACAGCAUCUUUGUAACUUAUAAAUUCUAGUACCACUAUAGUAAUCACAAUUUUACUAUUGGAAAGAUUUUAGGAUAAUUCUGUUUUACGAUGUCCAGUAACUAGCAGUACUUCUUUAUAUAAAGUGUCUCUAAGAUAUUAACAUCCUAGAAAACAUUCCUGUGUCAUCUUAUGUUCUCUAAACUUGUUUAAUGGAUCCAAUGGUGGUUUUUAACCAAUUGGAAGAACAAGCACAUUUAUUUCAAUCUAUUCUGUGAUUUCUCAUUAUCUGAAGAGCAGAGAUAUUUGUAUUAUGCAGGGGUUUUUUUCUGAACUUUUAGAAUUUUGGGAGGGUUUGCUUAUUAAGUCCUUAUCACAUUCUCAGGAAAAGAGGGAUUUCUUCCCUUUCAGUUGGGAAGAAGCUUAUAUUCAUGUUUUAAAUCUCUAAAUUGGAAUUUUUAAGCAUUUUGACUUUAAAAUUUUCAAAGAAUUUGGUUUUUUUAUUUUUUAA